UUUUUGGAAAACAUUUGCACCAUUCGAUCGCUUCAUCAUGCCAUUCGUGCGAGUGCCUAGGCUUCUGGUUGUUGUUGUGUUUGGAUUAUCUUUGACGUCAAGGACUUUCUCACAACCACAGGAGCGACCCAAAGAUGACGUGCUAACAACUGCAGAUUUGCAGCGUGCCGCCAAGCGCCUCAAUGUCGAGCUGCGGGAGAACGUCGCAGGGCCUUGGUAUCAGAUUGAACUCUAUAGUGGAGAUCGGCAGCUGGGCAAAACCAGCGGCUGGGCUCAGCCAUGGGGCAGUUUGCACUUGGAGACCAUCGAGGUCCGAAAGUUCACGGGCUAUUGGGUGGCGAAACCGGGGAAGGAAUCCGAGGCAUCGGAAGAUGCCGAACGAAAGCGCUAUGCCGAUGUGGCGAAGGUGGCACGGUGGUUUGGUUUACUGCUAUCAUGCGCCAUAGCAUGUUGGAACCGGGAGCGAUCCCCAUUUUUCUGCAAGGAGGCGUAUCUUCUGGCCAUCAAAGAUGAAGAGAAGCAGCACGACCGUCUUGUCCGGUAUUACAAAGGCUUGGGCUUCAAGGUCAUCAAGGACCCAGAGACAUUGGAGUAUCAGGAUCAGGCGGCCUUGACUUGCUGCUUGCUGGCGCCAGCCUGGCUGGGCCCGACUUGCCCGAAAUUUUCUCGGAGAGCUAUCGGAAUCAUUAUCCCUCUGACAAUUCUGGGACCAACAGAGUCAGGCGCUGAUGUCCACGUGGUGCGACCACAGAAUGUCACGGAUGGUGCGUUCUAUUCCUUUGAUGUUCCCGAUUCCUUCAAGGCCGUGAACCGGGCCAAGUACCAGAGAGAUCGACAGCUUCUUGGCAAGACUGCUGAGUAUGUAUCGGAUAGUGGAGCGCGGGUGUUCACCGGUGAGAGUCCUUCGGAGGACUUUGUGAAGCGGCGGCGCCUGACCGUGCCACGCAGUCAGCAGAAGGUUUUGAAGUACGUUCUUGGUGAGAAGGAGGAUCUGCUGGAGUGCAUAGUGAAGGAGCCACAGGAAGACGGCGGCGAGAUGCUCAAACAUCGUUGGUGGCGAGUGCUGAAAGAUGGAGGCACUAGUGCAAUCAUGGACUUGGAUUUGAAGGAGGACCAGCUGAAGGAAUUUGGACCUGAAAUGGAGGCUAUCCUUCAAAGCUUUCGCCUGGGCAACUGACUUUUGAUUCGGCUGCACCAAGCAUUAAAGAAUCGCAUGCGACAUGCGCAAAGAUCACCGUAUAGCUGACCAAAGCUGACAAAGAGGCGAACAUUCAAGACCGAUUGCAAAGGAUCUGUACAUGAUUCACAUGAUUCUCCCGCUGUGAUUAGAAAUUUUCUCCGGAUAUUGGAGGCUAUGAGGCUGGUUAGAUCUCCCAAAGAGCAGAGAUUUCCCAGAUGAAGAUCGGAUGCCAGGUGAUUUGGGGUGGCCAGGGCACUUUGAUGCGGACGGACGAGGCGGACUUCAUGCGAAGGUGGACGCCAGUCGUUCGGCAGCUGGCUGGGCCCAGCAGGAUGUCAGGCAGCAAGAAUCUUUGAGCUGCUCGAAUUGUCUGAGCUGAA
Molecule: messenger RNA, 1560 nt
Organism: Durusdinium trenchii
Lineage: Eukaryota; Dinophyceae; Suessiales; Symbiodiniaceae
Source: the annotation of a GenBank genome assembly